Molecule: messenger RNA, 969 nt
Organism: Phragmites australis (common reed)
Lineage: Eukaryota; Viridiplantae; Streptophyta; Magnoliopsida; Poales; Poaceae
Exons: 2
Coding region: 1-969 (322 amino acids)
Source: RefSeq, a predicted model, not a curated record
AUGGAGGAUCAAGAUGUCUGGGAGGUAGUCGAGCUAGCGACCAGUGCAGUUGUCGACGAGAAGAAAGACAAGAAGGCGAGGUCGCAUCUCUUCCAAGUGCUCCCAGAGGAUCUACUGAUGCAGGUGGCAAGGAAGAAAACUGCAAAGGAUGUCUGGGCCUGUCUCAAGACAAGGUUUGUAGGCGUGGAUCACAUCAAGAACAUGCGGGUGCAAACAUUGAAGGGAGACUUCAACACUAUGCACAUGCAGGAGGGAGAGAUGCUGGACCAGUACGCUGGAAAGCUCAACGUCAUGUCUGUCAGGUACACAAACACAAAUCUGGGGGAGACACUCGAUGACACUGCAGUGGUUAAAAAACUAUUCGACACCGUGCCAUAUCGACUCCUGAGUCUGAUCGCCGGGAUCGAGCAAUUCUAUGACCAUGACAAGUUGCCUUUUGAAGAAACCGUGGGGCGGCUAAAGGCGUUUGAAGAACGUGCUCACCCACAUGCAUUUGGCAACAACAAUAAUGGCGACGACAAGCUUCUACUCACUCAGGACGAGUGGCAAGCGCGGCAGAAUAAGGACGGCAGUGAUUCCUCGUCAGGCAACAAGGGCAAAUACCACUCUUCUGCAGAUAGCAAUCGCGGUUGGGGUGGUCAUGGAUGCGGCAGAGGUCAUGGCAGAGGUUAUUGUGGUUGUCGGAGGUGUCGGAGGAGAUGGUACCAGGACUGCAGUGAAGGCUGGAAGGCCAUGUUGCUAAAUGAGGAGAAGUUAAAGCCGAAACUGCAUGACACAACAGAGAGAGGCUCCAGCUCUAAGGUCUACUACCUGGACAAUGAGGCCAGUAAUCACAUGACUGGUGACAAAGAGAAGUUUAGAGAGCUGGACGAAGGUGUCACUGGCAAGGUGAAGUUCGGGGAUGACUCCACGCUACAGAUCAUGGGGUUAGGGUCUGUCGUGUUCAGCUGCAAGAACGGCGAUCAAUGA